Racocetra fulgida is the source of this 696-nucleotide messenger RNA. NCBI's taxonomy places the organism in Eukaryota, Fungi, Glomeromycota, Glomeromycetes, Diversisporales, Gigasporaceae. The record is from the annotation of a GenBank genome assembly.
AUGAAAAGAAAUCGUAAAUCAAAGAAACGGUUGCUGAGUUCCAAUAGAGUUCCAAAGAGUAUAAAUUUAUCAGAAGGCUCGGGUACUACAGAUAUUGAUAUAUCCAUAAGCGCGGAAGCCAACGAUACUGAUAUAUCUCUACAAACGUUAGUAAACUCCAUACCAGCGGACACACAGGAUACAAAUAAUAAUUUUGAAAAUGAUGACUUCGAGAUACACGAAUUUGAAGAUAUACAAAUAAACGAUGCUAAUACCGAAGUAUCCGCAGACGUACAAAUUACGUGUAAUUGUAAUGCUAAAAUACCCGAAAGCAUUGACGUACCUAUUGACUCUCCAGAAAACAACUCUGAUGUUGGAAUGAUCAUUCCAAUACCAAUAUCCUCUCCAACUUCUAUAAACACUCCUUCCAUUACUCAAAUACAAGUUGAUAUAACAAACUCGGCAUCAUUGACAUCUCCAAUUUUAUAUCAAACAUCUCAAAUGCCAGGCACACAAAUUGAUUCUGUUUCUGCUAUAACCUCAUCAAUAUUAACAUCAAUUAUUGCAAAUACUUAUGUGUUAAAUGCCAACGAACUUUCACAGUUGCUUGUGGAAAAUAAUAUUGAUUAUAAUAAUGUUAGAAAUCAAAGAAAUUUGUGCGUCGUCACAAUCAACAUCAAAAGCAACGUCAAUAAUGAUGAAACCAACAAUUUCUAA